GAGGGUGACAAUUGUGGCGGGACGCGCGGCCCUCACGGCCACCGUAGCGACCGCCGUUAGCAGCGGGGCGGGGGGAAAUUUAAACGGCGGCGGAGCGCUACAGGCGGCUUCUCUCCGGUAUGGCGGUUCCUGCCGGGCCUCUCCGCGGGAGGACCUUCUUCCUGGAUGUGCCCAGCGGGUGGGCGGCGAGGGAGCUGGCGGAGGUCAUCCGGCAUCUGGGCGGGGAGACUGAGAGCUUCCUAAGCAAAGAAGUCAGCUACGUGGUGUCCAGCAAAAAGGAAGCCAAGCGAAGCAGAGCCAGGGCUCGGGCUGAGAAGAGGAGCAGUGUGACCUCAGAGGGUGCAAAAGCCCAGAGCUCAACACCUUCCUCCUCCAAAGAGAACCACACCAGACCUCAGCAGAAGCCACCAGACACUGCCCUGAUCAGCAGGGGAAGGGAGCUGCUGCAGAAGGCCAUGAAGAAUCAGGACACCUGCAGUGGCAGCAGCAUCCUCGCCAACGCUCGCUUGUGGGGAGUCCAGAUUGUGCAUGUGGAUGAAAUGUUGUCGUAUGCUCAGCAGCUGCUGCGUGCUGCCUCGGGAGCACGGAAGCAGAGGACAGAGGCACAGAGCCCCGUGUCUGGACAAAGAGCUCACAAAGGAAAACUGAAGCCCCCUUUUUUGAAGGUUGAGGACCAGAGCAGGCAAUUCCGGCCCUUCCACCACCAGUUUAAGAGCUUUCCUGGCCUCAACCUCCUGGCACCCAAGGGCUGCAGCCCCUUCGAGCCUCCGAAGAACCUCCCCAAUUCCUGCGGGGCCAGGGCCGUGGAGGGCUGCACAGAGCACAGCAAGGGGGAGAAGAGCCCCCAGUCCACAGCAGUGCCAAAAAAGAAAAGGGGAUUUUGUGAGUGCUGCCAGGAGACGUUCGAAGAGCUGCAGAAGCACCUGCAGAGCCCGCAGCACAGAUGCUUUGCCCUGGAUGACUCCCGUUACGCCUUGGUGGAUCACGUCAUCGCGCAGCUCGCCAGCAGCAUCACAGGGCAGCUGCCCAGGGUGCCGCUGCCCUGCCUGACAGAUGAACACUUAAUGCCUCGAGCUCAAUGUGCUGCAGGAGCUGAGGUGCUGACAGCGGUGCUGGGGGAGGAGAGGCAGCAGCGUGAGCAGGCUGUGGGGCUGCUGAGUGCUGAUCCCAGCACCAAGGGGUGCUCCUCCGUCGGUGAUCCCACAGAAACAGAGGGACUGAGUGGAAGCCGCCCUUCUGGACUGUCUGCUGAAUUCAGGAAGCGCCCGCUGGGCCCUGCUCAGCCCGCCCCCCUGGGGAAGAAGCCUCGAGUGGAGCUGAGGGCCGACCCCACUGGGUGCCCUGUGUUCCUGCAAACCCCUCAGCACAACAGCACAACGGCUCCCCUUGACUUUGAGAUGAGUUCUGAGCCAGGCUGCGUUGUCCCACUGCUCUCCACGCUGCCCCAGGACGGCAGGAUCUGCUCUGUGGGCAGGGAUCUGCUCCAAAGGGGGGACGCCCGCGUGCGGGGCAGUGGGUGCGACUCGCAGCUCUGCCUGGUGCUGCAGCGGAACUCGGAGUCGGACAGGAGCUGCAGAAACUGCUGUGCAGGGAGCAGAGCUGCCUUUCCCCCAAUUUCAGACCUUUUAUGGCAGCUGGACUGA
Molecule: messenger RNA, 1643 nt
Organism: Tympanuchus pallidicinctus (lesser prairie-chicken)
Lineage: Eukaryota; Metazoa; Chordata; Aves; Galliformes; Phasianidae
Gene: DBF4B
Product: DBF4 zinc finger B
Exons: 12
Coding region: 120-1643 (507 amino acids)
Biological process (GO): regulation of cell cycle phase transition; positive regulation of nuclear cell cycle DNA replication
Cellular component (GO): Dbf4-dependent protein kinase complex; nucleus
Molecular function (GO): protein serine/threonine kinase activator activity; zinc ion binding; nucleic acid binding
Source: RefSeq, a predicted model, not a curated record